AUGUUGUCUGGAGCGAACAUUGAUACAACCGACUCUCCAGCAGUUAAACUUUUAACAGUCCCGGACUUUAAUCUCUCUGAUUCUCAGCGUCAUAAAAGCGUCCGCUUCGUAGAAGAUGAUAAAUUAGUCACAGAAUUGGAUUUUAAUUGUGCUGAACCAUGGUGCAUUGACCGAAAUACCCCAAAUCAUGUUAUCAUUGAUAAAUAUGCAGAAAGUUGUCUAAAACUAAAUCGUCCUCCACUUUCUACCAUUAUUGAGCAGCUUUCAGAGAUCGCUGCUCCUCUGGCCAAUACCAAAAUCCCCGUUAUCACUCUCAAAGGUACUCAACUAUGCAAGGAGGACAUUCAGGGCCUUGAGGAGAUUUUUAAAUACUGUGAAGUUUAUCAUCUUAAUUUUGAGAACACUAAUCUUACUGACAACACGUUAUCCGAUCUUUUGGAUGCACUCGAUUACUACAAACCCUGCAGUGAACUCUGUCUUGCACGGAAUAAGAAAAUCGCCAGCAAUGGAAUUGAAGUAAUCGGAAAUUUCAUUUCUACAUAUACCUCAUUGACAUGGCUUGAUCUUCGUGGCAUUCCAUUAUUGGUGGAGGAUGUGAAGCAUCUUCGUCGUGCAAUAAUUCGACAAUGUGAUGAGGCACGAAAAGCUAUCACUGAUUUCCUUGGGAAAUGUUCGGGUCAGGAGCCUGUGAACCCAGAUUCUGCUCGUGAUGCCGAAGAAGACCCUGAAGCAUUCCGACUCACUUUCAAUGCUUUCAUUUCAAAAAGCCUUGCCACUCCAGCGGCGUUGAACACUAUAUCUGGUGCACUUCAACGCCUUCCACCCCUGUGUCUUCGUGGACUGCAUCUAGGGGAGACGGGAAUUUAUGGGACUGCGCUAGCCGAUAUUGCCACAGCUAUCCGUUUGGCGGGCCAUCUUCGAGAUUUGCGCCUCAAUGGUAAUCGCAUGGGUCCCCGUGAUAUCGAAACUCUUGCCCCUUUGCUGAGAUAUCAUCCCAACCUCCAAGUUAUCGAUCUUAGUAACAAUGACCUUGGGGUUGAAGGCUUUCGGUUAUUGUCAGGCGCCCUAAGCCACCCUUCCUAUCCCUCGUAUUUUCUACGAUCGUCUUCGGCAGAUGAUGCCGAUGGGGAAUCAGGCAGUCGGAAAGAGGCCGUAUGUAAUUUGCGUCGGAUUUACCUCUCAGCUACAGGUCUGUGUUCUGCCGGUGCAAAGCACUUUUCCACCUGUCUCCCAACUCUUGUAAAUCUUACCCACCUGGAAUUGUCUAAUAAUCCCCUCAUGGGAUGCCAGGGCAUGAUUGCUCUGCGCUCCUCCCUUCAAGCCCACUCUCGCAAGCACCUCGUCUAUCUCGGUCUGGCCAAUUGUGGACUCGCUUGUCAAGGGGCCAUUGCCUUGGCUGAAAUUCUUGGCGACUCCCCUCGCGCCCUUCGGCGCAUUGACCUCACUGGUAAUCACAUCGCUGAAGCCGGUUUUAUGGCACUUUCAAAAUCCGUCCCUCUCUGUAGCAGAUUAGUACACUUACAGGGACUUGAGGAUAAUCGACCAAUCGCAACUUCUGAAACAAAAGGUGCUUCUAUCUGGACCCGGCAUCGAUCGACGAAUCGAACCCCAACCCUUCUAGAACCCUCGAAACUUAGUUUGGAUCUAAUUCAAGCCAUUCACUUUCAACUGGCAGUUAAUUUGGAUAAGCAUCUAGUAUCGCAUGGCCGAAAUGCAGUUAAUGGAGGUAUCUCUGGCUUUCCGUCCUUGUCUUUAGAGCUGGACACCGAAUCAGGUGGGUCUUCUCCAUUUCCUCAUGUAGGUUACAUAGAGGGCAUUCUAAACUCAGCAACGGCUUCGAUUCUUGGCCAGUCGGGUAUGUCGGAGAGUGCCACUGUCCACUGUUUCUCCUUUGUUCGAGCUUUGAGUUCGUUGUACCUUGAGGUCUGGAAUUCUCUCCUGAUUAAGGCCUUCAUUGUGUGGAAAGACAUGGGCCGGAUCAUUUCCCCUCAUCGACGAAAAUCGUAUAUGUCUCAAGGUCUUCGUUUUUUCCGAGGGUACGUACGUAUACCACCUUCCACAAGCACUGUUAGGCGAGAAAUAGAUCCUCGGAGUCUCUGUGGUGAUACUAGUGAGAGUGAAUUCAGCAGCAGUGAUUCCGGGGAGGAAGAGGAGGAGGAAUGGAUUAUGAAGGAGACGAAGGAACCGUCCUCAAGUGAUGGGAUUAUUCUGAGAACAAAUUGCGUGGACAACAGAUGA
Messenger RNA from Rodentolepis nana, 2238 nucleotides. The record is from the annotation of a GenBank genome assembly. NCBI's taxonomy places the organism in Eukaryota, Metazoa, Platyhelminthes, Cestoda, Cyclophyllidea, Hymenolepididae.